AUGGCGAGCUUCGGCGGGUGCGGCGGCGACCUGCCCUACGGCUCCUGGCCGAGCCCCUUCACCGCCAAGUUCAUCACGUCGAGCUCCGUCGGGCUGAGCAACGUCAAGUGCGACGGCGACGGCGGCCUCUGGUGGCAGGAGUCGCGCCCGCAGGAGGGCGGCCGCAACGUCGUCGUGCGGCGCGACGCCGGCGCGGCCGGCGCGUCGGAGCGCGGGGCCGUGGACAACGUGCGCACGCGCGUCCACGAGUACGGCGGCGGCGCCUUCUGCCUCGGCCCGGGCGGCGCCGUCGUCUUCAGCGACUUUGGGACGCAGCGGCUCCACGCGACGGAGGGCGGCGCGACGCGCGUCGUCACGGCCGGCGACCCGGAAGGCCGCUACCGCUACGCGGACUACGCGGUCGACCCCUCGGGCGCCUUCGUCGUCGGCGUGCGCGAGGACCACGGGCCCGCGGGCGACCGCAAGCCGUCCGAGGUCGUCAACGAGGUCGUCAAGGUCGCGCUGGAGGACGGCGCGGCGACGGUCCUCGCGACGGGCCGCGACUUCUACGGCGCGCCGCGCCUGUCGCCCGACGGGUCCCGCGUCGCCUACGUCACGUGGGACCACCCGAACAUGCCCUGGGACGCCACGGAGCUGCGGCUCGCGGCCGUCGACGGCGCGGCCCCGGCGACGGAGGGCCACGACCUCGUCGACGGCGCCGACGGCGACACGUCGGUCCUCCAGUGCGCCUGGCACCCCGAAACCGCCGAGCUCUACUACGUGAGCGACGCGCCGGGCACCUACGUGCUCAAGAAGUUCGACGGCACAUCGUCCUCGACGGUCCUCGACGUCGGCGUCGACCUCGGCGGGUCCGCGCCCGGCUGGGUCUUCGGCCAGCAGGGCUACAGCUUCCUGCCCGACGGCGCCGUCGCCGCGGCCUACCCGGACCGCGCCACGGGGCGCACGGUGCUCCACGUCGUGGCGCCGGACGGUUCCUCCGCCGUCUACGACAAGGACGACGGCCUGCCGCACGCCUUCGGCGGCGUCGCCCCGGCGCCCGACGGGUCGCUCUACCUGCUCGGCGGCGGGCCGGACACGCCGAGCGGCAUCUUCCACUGGGAUCCGGCGACGAAGGUUGGGAAGAAGCUCGCGAGCUCGAGCUCGGCCGAGGUGCCCGAGGGCUACGUCUCCGUGCCGAAGCCCGUGGAGUUCCCCUGCCCGCUGGGCACGGCGCACGCCUACUACUACGCGCCGGCGAACAAGGACUGCUCCUCGUCCGAGGCCGCGCCGCCGCUCUUGGUGAAGGCGCACGGCGGGCCGACGGCGUGCACGGGACCGAACUACAACCCGGGCAUCCAGUUCUUCACGUCCCGCGGCUUCGCCGUGCUCGACGUGGACUACGGCGGGUCCACGGGCUACGGCCGCGAGUACCGGCGCCGGCUCCGCGGGUCCUGGGGCGUCGUCGACAUCGACGACGUCUGCGCGGGCGCGACGUACCUCGUCGACCAGGGCCUCGCGGACGCGAAGCGGCUGGCCAUCGACGGCGGGUCCGCCGGCGGCUUCACGACCCUCGGCGCGCUGGCCUUCAAGGACGUCUUCACGGCGGGCUGCUCGCUCUACGGCGUCGCGGACCUCGCGGCGCUCGCCGGCGACACGCACAAGUUCGAGAGCCGCUACCUCGACUCGCUCGUCGGCGCCUACCCGGCGGACGAGGCCGUCUACGCGGCGCGCGCGCCCAUCAACGCCGUCGACAAGCUCAACUGCCCCAUCCUGCUGCUCCAGGGCGACGAGGACAAGAUCGUGCCGCUGAACCAGGCGCAGCUCAUGCACGAGGCCCUCCUCGCGAAGAACAUCCCCUGCAAGCUCAAGGUCUACGAGGGCGAGCAGCACGGCUUCCGCAAGGCCGAGAACAUCGAGGACGCGCUCAACUCCGAGCUCUACUUCUAUUCCAAGGUCUUCGGCUUCGCGUGCGCGGGCGACGACAUCACGCCCUUCGCCAUCGACAACAUGGCCUAG
This is a messenger RNA of Aureococcus anophagefferens, 1995 nucleotides long. RefSeq lists its product as hypothetical. The record is from RefSeq and is a predicted model, not a curated record. Bases 1 to 1995 code for a protein of 664 amino acids. NCBI's taxonomy places the organism in Eukaryota, Pelagophyceae, Pelagomonadales, Pelagomonadaceae. The transcript has 2 exons. Gene Ontology annotation, biological process: proteolysis. Gene Ontology annotation, molecular function: serine-type peptidase activity.